Porites lobata is the source of this 3816-nucleotide messenger RNA. Lineage: Eukaryota; Metazoa; Cnidaria; Anthozoa; Scleractinia; Poritidae. The record is from the annotation of a GenBank genome assembly.
GUAAUUUGCUCCUCGUUUGUCAGAAGCAAAAACCGCACACUUGCAACUCGUCCACGUCUUCAACCCAAAAGGUCACUGACCAUCAUGUACGAGAUCUCGUUCGUUGAUGAUGACCAAGAAGAUUUUCGAAUCCAAGAAUUGCUGGGCGAGGGGUCUUUCGCUCAGGUGUAUAGAUGCGUGGAAACCAAGUCACAAACUGUAUUCGCGCUGAAGGAGUUUUACACAAGGCAUAAGGAAUAUGACGAGAGUGCUGUUCAACGGGAAAUUGAAGUGUGGUCGGAUGUCAUUCACGAAAAUAUCGUGCGAUUAUACGCUUCUUUUACUACGGGAUCCUAUCUGUACUUUGUGUUGGAGUUUGUGGAUGGAGGAAGCCUUUUUAAUCACAUGAUGCAAAGACAGAAGUACAGCGAAAAGGAUGCUGCAAAUAUUAUGAAACAGGUGAGAUUAUCUGACUGAUAAAUAACAUUUCAGAACAUAUUUUCUCUGAGAAAACAGGCCACUCUUCUCAGCGCUCAGAACAUAGUUCCGAGGUGACCUACUAACUAUGCUCAGGGCUUACACUCAAAUUUGACUUGACAAAUUUAGAAAACUUUACAUGACUUUUUAUAUUUGGAACGAUCUGACUUUCUGUGGAACGAUCUCACAAUAGAGUGGAACGAUCUGACGGCAUGGAAAAAACCAACCGAUUACGUUUUCUCAGGCUAAACAUUUUCAAUUAGAGACAUUUGAAGUGCACUAUGUAACCACUUGGCAAAUUUUCAUCCUUAGAAAAGAAUUCUAAAAAAAUUGAUUUAGCUUUCUCUUUUUGCCUUCAAAUGUUAGCCAAAAAAAUUACUGUAGAAUCAAAAGAGAAGAAGAGGCCGUAACGCGUUGCACGUGGAUUGAUUUAGCAGGAAUCUGCGGGUCAACACUAGCAUCAUUGUAUAACGUGUUUUUUUAUUUGUAUGCACAUUCACUGACAAUGCAUUUGCUUGGCGAUUUGAUUUAAAAUUCUAGGCUCAUACCUUAGCCCUCUCAAAAUUCCUGUUUCUGGGGAUGGCAAAAUUAAACAAUACAGAGCGGAAAAUUUAUCAGAUCGCUUGGCUAUGACAAAUAUGUACCCUGAUCCUCACUGACUCACUACUUGACUGAAGACGGCUAAGAUACUUAAAGGCGACGUGAAAAGAUUCAUUUAAAGCGCAGUAUUUGGGAAAAUAACCCGAUUUAAGUCGCGCUUGGAAUCUUCUGUUUUGGAGAUCGUAGUGUAUCUUUUUUAUUCAUCUGUCGAUAGGCAAUUCAGAGAUUAAUUCUAAACAUUCCAUAAAACAACAAAGCCACUUGAAAUGACACAGAUAAAAAUACCACACUGGGCAAGAUACCAGGGUAUAUUUGCUUUACCAUAACGUAUGUUGUCAGUGUUUGCCGCUAGUAAUGGCAUAUAUUUCAAUUGAAUUGAUAACUUCCAUAGGGUAAUUAACUUGAUGACCUUAUACAUCUUCAUGCUUUAUAUAAUAGAGAUUUGCAGAUACUGACAAAAAAGGAACUCGUCUUUCUGAUCAAUCUACUGAGCUAAAUCAUCUCUUGCCACGAGUUUUCAAGACGUUUUUCAGUCAGGGGUGGUAGGCCAGCUUUCAGUUUUUAAAUCGGUAACUCGCAUAAAAAAAAAAAAAACAUCCUUGUGUCAUCGAUCCGUUCCAUAAUUUGUAAGAUCGCGGUCCAGUGAAGUAAACAAGAACUGGCAACUUUCUUGUGAGAAGCAAACGCACGUUUUGUGGCGCAUGACAUGGAUUGCGUCACGAUUCCGGUGUAGCUUAUAGACGGAUUAACGACGCAUCUGAGACAUAAUACUUUAUGGAUACUUUAUCUAUCUUCCGCUAACGGUUUUCUACAUUAUAUCAAAAUCUAUGGUUAAUUGUGAUUCUAGGGACGCGUCGCUCAUGGUGGUCUUUGCUAAAGAGAUAACUAUGAUGCCUGCAUGCCCUCUCUCAUGUCCUCGCUCAAGAGCGCAUUUCUCUCUUGCCUCGCUAAAACCUGUUGAAAAACCGGUUCAACACUUCGGCGUUUUUAACCUACGGAACAGUAGGUAUGUAUGCUUUGUCACCGGGGAUCAAAUUGUGAAAAUGAAGACGGUCAUACUUCCGGAUUUUUCCCCACAGCCUGACUCAUAAAGGAAGCAGAAAUUGGACAAAAUAAACUGAAUUAACUCUCGGUAAGGCGACUGAUGUACCCUCGUUAAACUGCACUAUUAAAUGAAUAAUACAUGGAGACUUUUCGCCCUUCUUAAACGAAUUGACGGCACUGUCACAGGCGAGCUUGCCUAAUUGUUCUCAUUGAUUUAUUAGGGUAGUUAAUAGUUUAAAAUGGUGGCAAGAAUAUAAUUAUACUUUCUCUUUCAAAAUGUCCGAGUGAGAGUCAGUUCUUGUCCCCAAGAAGAGCUCAUUUUUGGUCAUGCGCAUAGUGACGCGCCUAAAGUUGCAAUCUUGGACUCUUGGACAGAAUAAAAUGGAACAGCAAAUUCCCAUCCCCCCCCCCCCCCCCCCCAAAUCAAGGAUGGAGCCGCGCAAAAGCCAAAAAGCGCCAUUUUCCCAUCCGAGCUAUCGGGUUGAGUUGCCUCGCGAUAAGCAUGAACUUAUAUGCGUAUACCAGUCCUUUGGUACCUUUAUCCUCUUCGAGCUGCACUCUCGAAAUUGAGUACGCUUUAAUGUGCACAGAGAGUCAACUUGCUCCUAAGUGGGGGAGAGUUUGUUUGGUUGUUACCUGUAAAGAUGUAACGAUCUAUCCAAUAUCAACUAACAUAUUCCCGUAAUUAACUUACUUAUUUUCCAUCAGUUAGUAGAAUUGUAUUCAAGGCAGUUUAUUGUAUUAAGUCAAUUUCCGUGUUCCUAGCGUCAGUUUUUUUAAAAUAUUACGAAGUCGUGAUUCUCUAGCGUUUUAACUGGAUGCCCUAUGACAAUAAUAUUUCAGGGACACUGUGACUAAUUUGCUUAAGCAAAACUAAAGCCGGUGAUAUUUUGAAACAGAACACAAACAUAAUUUUUUUUCCAGCCGCUUGUUAAUGCCGUCAGUUUCUUUUAGGUAAACAGUAUUAGUUACUUCCAAGGUAGCUUAAGAAUUUUUGUACUUUCCCCAUAGGUUCUGGAAGCCUUAGUGUACCUUCACAAAAAACGUAUCGUUCACCGAGAUGUCAAACCUGACAACAUACUUAUCAAACACGUUCCAUCUGCGACAGAGAAAUCUACUCCACAGCUUGCUGUAAAGCUAUGCGACUUCGGAUUCGCCUUUACGCUCCCUCGUCACUCAAACGUCAUAUGCUGCCCUGCACGUGGUGCUCCCAUGUUUUUGGCACCAGAAACGAUUCUGGACAACCCUAUUGGUUGUCCUGUGGAUAUUUGGUCCUGUGGCGUACUGCUUCAUUUGUUGGUGGCGGGCUAUCCGCCAUUUUGGAACGAUAAUAGUGAGAAAAUGUUAUUAGCUGCUGUUCGGGGUCAGUAUAGUUUAUCCAGCCCAGUGUGGAACAAAGUUUCUCGAUCAUGCAGGGACCUUGUCAAAUCCAUGCUAACUGUACAUACAUCACAGCGAAUCACGGCUUUAGAAGCUGUAAGACAUCCUUGGUUCUUCAAAAUGUCGGCUUUGGAUUCGCCCCGCCCGAGAAGAAAGCACAGCAGUGCGCUUUCAAGCAGUUCUCGUUUCACAGAGAAACUUAAGUACACCAUUAACGAGAUGCACUCCAGCUUGAAAAUGCAGCGUUUAGGUUUAGACCCUUUGAAGGGAAAAUUCUUCCCGCUGUAUCAUUCAGCCAUGAAUUUGUCCGAGGUUGGCCGAGUAACGACCGUAUAG